Messenger RNA from Aspergillus melleus, 3404 nucleotides. It is a transcript of the gene canA, whose product is annotated as putative cullin binding protein CanA. Gene Ontology annotation, cellular component: nucleus. The record is from RefSeq and is a predicted model, not a curated record. Bases 158 to 3265 code for a protein of 1035 amino acids. The transcript has 3 exons. Gene Ontology annotation, biological process: protein ubiquitination; SCF complex assembly. NCBI's taxonomy places the organism in Eukaryota, Fungi, Ascomycota, Eurotiomycetes, Eurotiales, Aspergillaceae.
UGGAAGCUCUCCGUCACUCCAGCUCUUUCCCCGUUGAUUCUCGCUCGAUCUUUCAAGCUAGCUUGCCCUGGUUGAAGCUCCUCUGACUUCAUCUCCUCCGUCCUGACCACAUUGGCAUACUUGCCUUGCUUGCGACAUCACCCUGCUCUUCGACGCAAUGUCGUCUUACUCGGAUGACGAGCACGACCCCCAGGCGGACGAGCUCCGCGAAACCGCUCUCGUCACGCUGGAAGCCUUGAUCAGCUCGUGCAGCCAACAGAUGCAACCUUACCUGCUCAACACCGUGAAAUCAGCUCUCAGAUUUCUUAAGUACGACCCCAAUGUCGCCGAUUUCGAAGAAGACGAGGAGAUGGGUGGCACCCAGGACGAUGGUUCGGAGGACGAUGGCACCGAGGAGCCCGACCUGGAUGAUGACGAGUUCGAAGACUUCGAGGAGGAGGGAGGAUAUAGUGAUGUUGACGACAUGAGCUGGAAGGUUCGUCGCUGCGCUGCAAAGCUGCUCUACUCCGUUAUCUCGACAUACGAGCGCGGCCGCACGUCGACCAAUCCGUCCUUGUACCAGCAAAUCGCUCCCGCCCUCAUUGCCCGGUUUAGUAAGGAAAGAGAAGAGAGCGUGAAGCUGGAGGUGGUCUCUACAAUGACAGCUCUGGUUCGCAAGACUGGCGACGGUGCUAUGAUUAUCACGUCGAGUGGCUUCUUGGAGUCCGUCGGCGGAUCGAAAAACUCGAGGAAGAGAAGACGACAGGACAGCGAUGCCAAUAUGAUUGACUUCGAACCCAGUAUCGGUACCUCAUCCGCGGUCGGCACCCCCGUUGCUGCUCCUUCGUCGCCCGAGUCGGGUCCCCAGGCCGACUUGGCCCGUUCGGUGCCCAUUAUCGUACAAAGCAUUGUUAAGAUGUGGAAGCAAGCGUCUGUUCCUUUGAAACAAGCUAUCAUCGUUCUUCUGAAGAGUCUGGCUCUUGUUCGUUACGGAGGGCUGGCAGAUCAUCUCCAGCAGAUCGAAGAUCCGAUCGCGGACGUCUUGAAAUCGGCGUCCUUGUCGGGUGGUUCGUCCGCCCCAGCGGGAGCUGCCGUCAGCGCGGGAACCCUCCAGGUCGAGACCUUGAGUCUUAUUGCCGCGAUUGCCGAAACACACACGUCGGAUGCUCUCCUGCCCUUCCUGAUCGCCUUGAUCCCUGGCGUCAUCGGAUCCGUCAAAGACAGGAACUACAAAGUCAGCAGCGAGGCCCUUGGCGCCGUUGAACAGAUCGUCAAGGCUCUGACCCCGCCCCGGGUAUCGACAACCUCUCAGGAUCUGCAGUCCCAGUUGGAGAAGCUAUACGAUGUGGUCCACGAUCGCAUCGCCGAUACGAGCGCCGAUCUGGAGGUCCGUCAGCGGGCCAUUCACGUAUUCGGUGUCCUUAUAGCCCGAACCUCUGGGGACAACGGACCGUCUUUCCUCUCCCUGGACCGCCGCUCAAAGGGUCUCCUUGUCUUGGUUGAUCGCCUGAGGAAUGAGACCACCCGACUUUCGGCGGUGCGUGCCGUGGACGAUAUCGCUGUCCUGUGCAGCCGCGAGGCUGACGUUCCGGCCACAUGGGUCAGCGAAGUUACUGCGGAACUCGCUGCCCAGCUGCGGAAGUCAGAUCGCGUGCUCCGGGGUGCCAGCUUGGAAGCUCUCCGUAGUCUAGCUAUGAACCCCAAGACUCGAGCCCACUACGAUAACAAGACCAUGAAGGACUUAGAAGAUUCGCUGCUGCCUCUGAUUACUGCCGAGGAUUUCCAUUUCCUUGCACCUGCCCUCAUCAUCCUAGCGAAGCUUGUGCCUGGAAACGCACAGCUUCUGGUCAACGAGGGGUUGGUUUCCGCUUUAUGCUCGAUUGUUGUUUCGUCGCUAGUUGGUACCGUCCUGAAGGCGCUCUUGCUGCUCGUCAAAGUGAUCGGGGAGGAAGAGGCCGGGGCCGAUCUAAUGAGACGGUUGCUACGCGACGUUGGUAUCAACGGCGACACCUCCGUUGUCGGGCGGGCCAUAGGUACUCUUGUUGUCCAUGGUGGACCGAAGUUGGGUGUAAAGAUGGAGGAUUUCUUGAAAGAGCUACAGACCGCACAGGAUGCUCAACGCAAAUGUCUUGCCCUUGCCAUCUUAGGAGAAGUCGGCCUUCGGAUGGGAUCCAAGUGCUCGUUAACACCAGACCUGUUCAUCGACCAUUUCAACUCCAAAUCCGACAAGGUCCGUCUGGCCUCGGCCGCGUCUCUUGGAAAUGCUGCUGCUGGUAACGUGAAUGCCUACCUGCCCACGAUCCUGAAUGGCCUGGACAAGUCGAACCCCCAAAGCUACCUGCUCCUGCAUUCGGUGAAGGAGUUGCUUCAGCAUCCCGAAAUUGUUCGCCCCGACGUGGCUCCUUCGGCUCUCAAACUCUGGCAGGCUCUCCUCCUUGUCUCAGAAGAGGAGGACAACCGUGCUGUCGGUGCGGAAUGCGUUGGCCGCUUGGCGCUGAUUGACCCUGUUGCCUAUAUUCCCCAUUUCCAGGAAUACUUGUCCAGCUCAGAUGCCGGUAUUCGCGGCGUCGUCAUCUCUGCGUUCCGCUACACCUUGUCCGACUCGAGGGAUACCUAUAACGAUGUGCUCCGACCGCUGAUUGUACCCUUGCUGGUCAAUAUGCUCAGCGAUCGUGACCUCGGCAACCACCGUCUUGCUCUGACCACAUUGAACUCUGCUCUCCACAACAAGAUGGACAUCAUCCUUCCUCAUCUCAACGAGCUCCUCCCGGCAGUCUUUGGCGACACGCAGAUCAAACCCGAACUCAUCCGUGAAGUCCAGAUGGGUCCAUUCAAGCACAAGGUCGACGACGGCCUUGAACUGCGCAAGAGCGCCUACGAAACCCUCUACGCCUCGCUAGACACCGCCUUCUCACUUUCCCACGUCUCGGAGUUCUUCGACCGCAUCCUCGCCGGAAUCGACGACGAGCAAGACAUCCGCACCAUAAGCAAUUUCAUGACCUCCAAGCUCAUCACGCUAGCCCCCGAAGAAACACAACGAUACCUCGACGCCCUCUCAGAACGCUACAGUGUCGUCCUAUCCUUCAAACUCAAAGACAACGCGGUGAAGCAGGACAUCGAGAAGGCGCAGGAAGCAUCGAACGGCGUCCUCAAGAUCACUCGCGAACUGAGCAAGGCGUUCCCGAACGCUGAGACCUCCGCGGAUAACCAUAAAUGGAAGGCUUAUAUGGAAUGGGUCCGGAAGACGUUUGCGACUCAGUUGAAGAGCUUGGAUACGGACUUUUAAAUCGUGGAGGGGUCAUCAAUGGAAAGAUGCGAAUGGUGGCCGUGGCCUUCAAUGAGGGAAUGAAGAACCCGUCAAUGACUAGUUUUACGAUAGCGAAAAAUGAACGGAGAUGAAUUUUAUGUCUUUUGAUUACUAGCAG